GUUUGGUAAACAGGCGCUGUUGCUUUCGUUAUUGGUAAUAGAAGCAAAUAUUACUCAAUCAGAAUCAUUGAUGAUAUUUUCGAAGUUACGAAAACACAGUGAGCUAGUUGACAAAAUCACUACGCAUUUCUGCAUGAAAGAAAGGGAGGAAAAGUCAACUGUUUUGAAGGAAAGUCGAAAUUCGAAAAAAUUCUUAUUCGUUAUAUACAGUGGGGCAAAAAAAGCAUUUAAGUAUUAUACUCCGUGAUGGAGAUCCCACUGGCGUUCAUAAUUUUGACGCUCAUAAUGGCAAUGCUGGUCGUUACUGUUCUUCUUGUGGUUUUCCUGUGCUUUCGUAUAUCCAAAAUAGGCAAGAACUACUCAAAGUUUCCUUCAUAUGGUGCAGCAAAUCCCCUUAUGGUUUAUUGGCAAUAUUAUUGGCAAUCUCAAAGUUCCACGUCAGAGCAGAUUCCGUUCAUUGCGAAUUUGUUAAGAAUUUGUUUUGCUAAUGCGUACAUAUUCCAACGCGAAGGGAUAUUCUUUAUCAUGAAUGUUUUUACUCCAUAUGUUAUCGUUUAUAAAGAGGAAUAUAUCAAGGAGGUGAUUAACAGCCGAGUUGCUGAUGAUAAAUCUAAGGAUUACAUUGCUUUUCAACCUAUUUUAGGAACUGGCUUGCUUACCAGCAAUGGCAGAAAAUGGCGAAAUAGAAGGAAAUUAAUUCAGCCAUGCGUCCACAUGAGAAACGUGGAAAACCUUAUUCCUAUAUUCAAUGAACAUUCACUGCUGCUCGUGGACAAACUGAAGAAAAAAGAAAACGAACCAUUGGUUGAUGCUGAAGAUAUAAUGGUUGCAUGUGCAAUGGAUAUAAUCUUUC
Molecule: messenger RNA, 853 nt
Organism: Stegodyphus dumicola
Lineage: Eukaryota; Metazoa; Arthropoda; Arachnida; Araneae; Eresidae
Product: cytochrome P450 4C1-like
Molecular function (GO): monooxygenase activity; oxidoreductase activity, acting on paired donors, with incorporation or reduction of molecular oxygen; iron ion binding
Source: RefSeq, a predicted model, not a curated record